AUGCAAUUGCAAGGGGCUCCUGACGCCAUCAUGUGCCGAGCGUUUGUUACCACCCUUAAGGGUACCGCCAGAGACUGGUAUCGAACUCUUCGACCAGGAUUUGUUGGUUCCUUCCAAGGGAUGGAGCAAAUGUUCAUCGGCCACUUCCUUAGUAGCCGAAGAGUUGCUAAAACAACAGGCCAUCUAAUGAGUAUGGUGCAAGGGGACCGGGAGACUUUAAAGAACUUCAUGCACCGGUUCAACACAACGACCCUAGAAAUCUGCAACUUAGAUAUGGGGGUAGCCUUGGCCGCCCUGACAACGGCUCUCCAACCAGGAAGUUUCUUAUACUCCCUAGGGAAAAAACCGCCGGUGGAUAUAGGGGAGUUAAUGAUCCGAGCAGAGAAAUACAUAAACCUGGAGGAGAUGAUGGAUACGAGAGGAAAUCGUUUAGAGCGGAAAAGGGGAAACAAUGGCAGAGAAUCUGGAGACACGUAUAGAUCUAUAAAAAGACACCAAACUAGUGCGCUACAAACAGGUCAAAAGACGAGAGGACAGCACAACAAGUUCUCCACCUACGCACCUCUAAAUGUACCACGCUCAGAGUUGCUGAUGCAGUUCAAAAAGAAGGACUACGUCUCAUGGCUUGAACCUAUGUGA
Messenger RNA from Malania oleifera, 639 nucleotides. RefSeq lists its product as uncharacterized. NCBI's taxonomy places the organism in Eukaryota, Viridiplantae, Streptophyta, Magnoliopsida, Santalales, Ximeniaceae. Bases 1 to 639 code for a protein of 212 amino acids. The transcript has a single exon. The record is from RefSeq and is a predicted model, not a curated record.